AUGCAGUCGCCGUACAUUCUCUCCUAUAUACAUCCACUCAUCAAUUUAACUGAUUCGUUUGUGAACUUUGAUAUUGUUAUCACUAAAGGAUUUUUAAACUCCUUGAUGAGAGUGUAUAUUUAGUGGUCUUUAGUUGUUAGUUUGGAAAUAGUAUAUUGCUGUCAGUGUAUGAAAACGAUAAAAUGGCUUUUUCUGAUAUUACCCCAACUCCAACUAUUGUUGAACAUGGUCCUCUUGGAUUCAUUCAUGGAUUUUUAGCAUCACUUUCCAUGAUUGUUGUUUCUGAAAUUGGCGAUAAAACAUUUUUCAUUGCUGCAAUCAUGUCAAUGAAACACUCUCGUCUAACUGUUUUUACUGGUGCUAUAUCAGCUUUGGCACUCAUGACAGUUCUGUCAGUUGUGUUUGGUUGGGCAGCAACUAUAAUUCCUAGGGCUUAUACUUAUUAUAUUUCGACAGCUUUAUUUGCAAUAUUUGGAAUUAAGAUGUUGAGAGAGGGGUGCAAAAUGUCACCUAAUGAAGGUCAAGAAGAGUUUGAAGAAGUGCAGUCUGAUCUUCGAAAAAGGGAUGAAGAGUUUGAAAAAGAAGUUUUAAGCUCCGAUGUAGAAAAUGGUACUGCUACAAGAAAACAAAGUAAUGUUUUCUUUGUUGUAUCCAGAAUUAUACUACAGGCCUUCACCUUAACUUUUCUAGCUGAAUGGGGUGAUAGAUCACAACUUGCAACAAUCAUUCUAGCUGCAAGGGAGAACGUUUAUGGUGUUACAUUGGGAGGUAUUUUGGGUCAUUCUUUAUGCACUGGUUUGGCAGUUAUUGGAGGACGAUUCAUUGCACAAAGAAUAUCAGUAAGAACAGUAAUGAUGAUUGGAGGAGUGGUUUUUCUUAUCUUCGCAUUUUCUGCCCUGAUCGUUGAUCCCACUUGGGGCAGCUAAUUAAAGGAAAGAAAAUGAUAAUUAAAUAAACAUUUUUCAUACAGAAGGUUUUGAUUAUUUGCUGUUUAUAGAAUAUAUUUUUUGAUUUGGUGACAAAAAUACCUAACUCAAGUCCUUUGCUAGGUAAUUUUAAUAAAAUUAUUUACAAAACAUGGAUCUGUAUGUAAUAACACUUCAUGGUACCUUUUAAUCAUCAUCAUCUUUUAAUUCAUUAAAAAUAUAUUUCAAAUAGUUUACACGUAUUACAAUAUUUG
Messenger RNA from Nezara viridula (southern green stink bug), 1180 nucleotides. NCBI's taxonomy places the organism in Eukaryota, Metazoa, Arthropoda, Insecta, Hemiptera, Pentatomidae. The record is from the annotation of a GenBank genome assembly.